This is a messenger RNA of Alexandromys fortis (reed vole), 5887 nucleotides long. It is a transcript of the gene Eeig2, whose product is annotated as EEIG family member 2. The coding region runs from base 263 to 1417 and encodes 384 amino acids. The record is from RefSeq and is a predicted model, not a curated record. The transcript is spliced from 11 exons. Lineage: Eukaryota; Metazoa; Chordata; Mammalia; Rodentia; Cricetidae.
AGGCGGCAGCAGCGACCGUUCUUCCAGCGGGCGCCUCUCCCUGCUCUCAAUCAAGACGGGCGGCGGCGGCGGCAGCGAACGGGCGCCCACUCCCCGGGCGAGCUGCAAAGGCGAGCGCUCCUGGCGGGCGGCCGGGGCCCGCGCUGCAGCCGCCGGUGCGUUCCGGUCCGGGCUGCGGCCGCCACAGGCGGCCCCGGCUCGCAGCGCCCCCCCGGCCGCGCCCCCACGCGCUGCUCGCGGCCCCGGCCAUGGAGCUGGGCGGAUGCGAGGCUCGGCCGAGCUGAGGCUGCGGCUCCCGUCUGCUCAGCCCGCUCGCCGGCGCCUGGCCCUCAAGAUGAUGAAGAAGAAGAAGUUUAAGUUUAAGGUGGACUUCGAGCUGGAGGAGCUCUCCUCGGUGCCCUUCGUCAACGGGGUCCUCUUCUGCAAAAUGCGGCUGCUGGACGGCGGCAGCUUCACCGCCGAGUCCUCCAGGGAGGUGGUGCAAGCAAACUGUGUUCGCUGGAGAAAGAAGUUCUCGUUUAUGUGCAAGAUGAGUGCCAGCGCCUCCACGGGCAUCCUGGACCCUUGUAUCUACAGAGUGUCUGUGCGGAAGGAAUUGAAAGGUGGCAAGGCUUAUGCAAAGCUGGGCUUUGCAGAUCUAAACCUGGCAGAGUUUGCCGGAUCAGGAAAUACCACCCGCCGCUGUUUACUGGAAGGCUAUGAUACCAAAAAUACAAGACAGGACAAUUCCAUUCUCAAAGUUUUGAUCAGUAUGCAGCUGAUGUCUGGUGACCCAUGUUUUAAAACACCUCCCUCCACGUCCAUGUCGAUCCCAAUCGCUGGAGAAUCGGAGUCUUUGGAAGAGGACAGGAAAGGUGGAGAGACUCUCAAGGUGCAUCUCGGAAUAGCAGAUCUUUCAGCAAAGAGUGCCUCUGUUCCAGAUGAACUUGGUGCCUGGGGACAUUCUAGAACAUCAAGCUAUGCAAGCCAGCAGUCCAAAGUAUCAGGGUAUAGCACGGGUCACUCCCGGUCAUCCAGUUUCUCCGAGUUCUGCCACAGAAGAAAUACCUCAGUGGGCAGCACAUCGACAGGAGUUGAGAGCAUCCUGGAGCCUUGUGAUGAAAAUGAGCAAACCACAGCCGAGCCGGCUCUUGACCCAGCCGAUAAAGAAGAAGGCGCUUCUGAGAAAGCCUCCAGAUGCCCAGUGAAGCAGGAUUCUGUUGAAUCUCAGCUGAAGCGGGUUGACGACACCAGAGUGGAUGCUGAUGACAUCGUGGAGAAAAUCCUGCAAAGUCAGGACUUCAGUCUCGACUCCAGCGCCGAAGAAGAAGGACUCCGGUUAUUUGUGGGGCCUGGAGGAAGCACAACCUUUGGCAGCCAUCACCUUCCAAACAGGGUCGGAUCUGGAGCCUAUGAGCAGGUAGUGAUCAAACGCUAGAGGGGAUGCCAGCGGUGGACAGACGCUUCCCUGGGGAUGUGAGCUGUGGACACCAGGUGUUUCAAGGUGUUUUAGUCAAGCGUGUGAGAAAAACAACCCGUGUUCAAAGCAAAGUUCAUCCGUGCAGAGGAAAGCAGUGCUGGCUCCUUCUCGGAGCACCCCCCCCCAGCAUCCGUACCGACCCACUUGCCCACCCUUCUCAGAGCAGAGCACCCCCCAUCAUCUGUCCAGAGCCAUCGCCCACCGAGGGAGCAUGGGAAUGGAGGGUAAAGGCCUGGUCUGCCUCAGCACCCCAUCUGAUUGUACUUUUUUUUAAAAAAUUUUUAAGUAAUCAACUUUAAUUGCAUGAUUUACAACAGUUGAAGGGUUUUGCUUUCUGUUUUCAAGUUUUACAGAACGGGGGGCGGGGCAGAGUAAGGAAGAGAGCAAGGGAAGAAACUUCGGACACUUGCCUGUUAAAGUCACCACACUGGCCUUCUGCUUGUCCUUCCGAGGCACCUCGGAGGAGGAUGGCAUUGGACACAUUUGAGUGUGAUUUUGGUGUCCCAGCAUAAAGAUCCAAGGCAGGGGCACUCAACAGCUCUGGGCUGUGUUUAAAUUUUACAUUUCAGAGACCAUGUGGGGGGUCAGUUUAAACCCAUAAAUGCUAUCCAAAUAACUGCAAUUCCUAUUAAGUACAUCUUCCAUGUCCCACUACCUAUAGCUUUGUCCUAAGUGUAUUUACGCCUUUACACAGCAAUUGACAGAAGGUGGAUGUCUGUGCUCUGGGACUCAAACACUUUAAGUACUUCAUAUUUCUAAAUGUUUCUGACGUAAGUCAAAGGGCAAGUGUGCCCAAGUCUGAGACAGCUGGACGGAAGGAGCGCUGAGCCUGUGCCUCUGGGGCGAAUAUUGUCCCUGUCAUUACUGUCAGAUGGGCUGCAAAAGCCCCAGCCGCUCCCUGUAAGAGUCAAGGUGAGCUUACUAACCAUCAGGAUGUCAGCUGCCGUAGGCGAGCUUGGAGUAAAGCUCAGUUAUGAUCCAUCCAGUGCUGAGACUUGCUGGGCUCAGCAGUCAGAAGGAAGACUGUGAGAUGCUCAAACUUCCGCAAACUGACACUUACCGUGCCGUGCUAAUGGACAGACGUCUGAGCGGCUGCCGGAUUUCACUGACGCCAUGAGACUGGUUCCUAUUUUAGCCCCUUUGACCAGAGACUGUUUUCUUUGCUGUGUCAGAGCUGAGCUGUGUGAAGCCAGCGUAGACUAUAACAUACCUCCACUACAGCUUUUAGGGUGCAAAUGUCUAGUCUGGAUCCUGUUACCAGCACAGCACACAGCUGUGUGUUUCUGAUUUUUAACAGUACCCGUGUAGAAAGAGCUAAACUUCCCUUCACUGAAGAGAAGCAUGAGGUGGUACAGAGCCAGCAAUGCCCCGGCCCCCACCUUCGCAAUCAUGUCUAAGCACACAGUAGGUCAGCACAGGCUUACUGUGGCCAAGAUCCUUUUAUGUUGACAAAGUAAGAAUAGAGUUAUGUUUGAAUAUCCAGAUUGGAAAGUUUGGGGAAAAAGUGGAAUUGUUCAUGUUAGAAUUUGCAUUUUAAUAUCACAAGAAUUAGGUAGUCUACAUUAAUCCAAAACCGUGGUUACAAACAGAUGCUGAGGUUUAUAAGCAGAUGACACCCGUGUUAGAAUGUUGUGAAUACUGAGAGAGGAUUUUCUGAAUCGUGCUAGGACAUGUUUGGAGGCUGGGGCAUUGACACGGACGUCUUUCCCAGGGAAGAUGCCAUCUGAAUAGGUGAGGACAUGCUUCGCAAGGGGGCAGGUCCAUUGUAUGCGACAAAAAGAUCAAAGGGCCUUUUGACUAAUAUUAUUUGGAGAUGUUUAUUCUGACCAUUUUAAAAGCAUACUUUUCUAUUUUAAAAAUAUGAUUUCUAGGCUAUAUUUUUUAUUGGCACUUCUGCAAAUGAUUUUGGGUCCUAAAGAUGGUAAUUAAUAACACUGGAUUGCGGGCAUGGCUCACCGAAGCCUCUCUUUAGACACACACAAGGUGCUGAAAUCAGGGCAGAGUCGCUGCCUUACUUAGCCUGGCUGCCCUGGGCCCUCUGACUUUACACAAGAUUAGGUCUUGGCAUUUUAAAUGAUACAGAAUCCUUUUCAGUCGGUAGAGUGUUUGCCUGGACCACACAAAGCCCUGGGUUCGGUCCCCAGUACACAUAACUGAGCAUGGUGGUGCACACCUAUAACCCCAGCACUUGGGAGGUGGAGGCAGGAGGAUCAGAUGCUUAAGGACAUUCCUGACUCCAUAGGGAGCUAGGGGUCAAACUAGACUGUAGGAUGCCCUGUCUCAAAAAAGGAAAAAUGAAAAUGUGAAGAGAUCUUGAAAACUGUUUUAAAAGCCUUUUUUUUUCUUUUAGCAGCUACUAAAUAAUCUUGACCUAUAUAUCAUUAUGUAAUAAAAAAUCACUUAGUAGGUAGCGACAUUGAGUAGGAAGGGGAAAGACUGGCUACGAUGCUAUAGGCAGCAGAAAUCUGGAGUCUCCUUCCCUAGUGUCCAGGGUGUGAUCUGCAUUCACAUUUGGGGUGAAGGGAUGCUCGGAUGCUCUCCUAAUCCUUCUUCCUGCAGGGCAUCUGUUGUCAGUCUCUCAGGCAGGAGGCUAGGUACCAAGCCUGCUUUUAAUUCUGCUUUGAGCUUAGUAGACGAUUGACUUGGGAGAGUAGAGGCUUACCAAGUUAGUCUUUUACUAUCUAGGCCAAAAUUUCAAGUCCAAUCUUGGAGAAUUUUUAGGUAUGAACUGUUUUUUUUCUUCCGUCCUAGAGAAAAGACCACCUGCACUCUUUAAAGCUAGUGUUUGUGACCAGAAGAGAACAUCUAAAAUACCUUGUUCAGAAGAAUGCACAGGCCAGUCAGGAGCACGUCUCCUGCCGCAAGCUGGUGCAACAAGACCAUCUAGGAUGUGAAGCUUAGGAAAAGGCAGAGGAGGCCCUGAACCAUCUGUUUACACUUGAAUGUGAGCUCCCUCUCGUGGUGGCAUUGAAGGCUCCUGAGGACAGACAACUAGUGUAGAUUAACACUUUUGCUCUUAAAGUCUUGACCAACAACCCUAAAUGCCACCAUCUCGUUCCAGCAUAAAGCCAUGAGAAUAAUAUCCAAACUAGAUUCUUUUCUACAUGUUUUUGUGUUUUUAGUUUGUUGCUGUUGUUCUUUUUGUAUAAAACUGUGAGCCACAGAAGUUGACCACUUAGCUUCCUUUGUUAUUAGAAGGGGGGGGGGGGAAUCUUCAACUAAUCUCCAAAAUGCAUACAAAUCCAGUCUCACGCCUGUAAUCCCAGCACUUGGAAGGCUGAGACAGGAGGAGCUAUGAGUUCAAGGAUAGCCUGGGUUACACAAUCUACUUGACUUCAAGGGCAUUCUGGGCUCCAUGGUAAUCAGGAGCCCAAAAUGAGACCCUGACUCAAAAAAAAAAAAAAAAAAAAAAAAUCAGGCAGCACUGAGUUUUGAUCAAAGCAUCCAGAAGCAACUCCAGAUUCUCAGACUUCCAUGUUAAGUAAACCACUUUUGAAGCAUAAGCUGACAGUUUCAUUAACUAUUUCACUGAAGCCUUUCCGAAGCCUUAGGCUUCCGCGUUUAGCACAAAUCUCCGAGAGACACAGUAAGCUCGUAUGACGGGAUUGUAUUGUUUUCUCUACAGGUCUUUCAUGCAAACAUUUCAGAAAUCCAGUUCUCUUAGAUGGUACGUCUUCUGAAUAUAACCGAGUAGGGUAGCUGGGACUGCAUUAGGCCGCUGCUGUGCGUAUUGGCUUAGCUAGGUGCUGCGCAUAUUGCUAGCAGAGGAGAUAGAUACUCCUGUAGUCAGCCUAAGUUAGGACUGCCCUGGAAAUGAGGCUGUAUUCCCUUCAUCAGAAAAUGUAUACACCAACUGUUUUAAAUGGUAAUAUGGGAUUACCAUAUGGUAAUAUGUCUCCCCAUAAGACAACGCUGAUUAAAAAAAAAUUUGAUUUGCAAUGUGUUCUGUGUUUUCCAGUGUGUCUGUUUAUCUUACUUAUCUAACUCUUUCGCCAAUAUUCAUUGGCCAAAGUCAGUGUAAGGAAAGACAGACUAUAGAAGAAUUUGAUGAAUUUUGGCAAUCUGUCUUGAGGGUUACCUUCCUCUAUAUUAUUUCAGUCAUUUGGAGUUUACACAGACUGUUUAUGAAGAAGCGUUAUUAGUAACUGAGGAAUAGCUCAGUGGUAAGGAACGUUCCAGCAUGUACAAGACCUGGGAUUGGUCCUCAGCGCUGAUAAAGGAAAAUGAAGUGAUUCCGUCAGUAUUCUGUUCUAAUACUUGGAGAAUGACCUUCAUGUUUAUAUAUUUUAUGUCUUAUGUUUUAACUAUACAGUGAUAAAAUCCAGGAAAUGUUUUAUAACAAAAUAAACUUUUGUUUGUAAAAUGUUUGUAAUAAUGUAAAAGUGGAUCUUAUACAUGUUCAAUAAAAAGCAGUAUCUCAAAAGUCUA